Malassezia sympodialis ATCC 42132 is the source of this 885-nucleotide messenger RNA. Its product is annotated as KOW motif domain-containing protein. Gene Ontology annotation, molecular function: RNA binding. The record is from RefSeq and is a predicted model, not a curated record. Lineage: Eukaryota; Fungi; Basidiomycota; Malasseziomycetes; Malasseziales; Malasseziaceae.
AUGCUCAAGGUGCCGGACACCGAGUACUACGCCUCGCGCAUUGUUCGCUCCAAGCCCUUCUAUGACCGCCAGAAAGGCAUGUUCACGUGGAAGCGGUUUGCCAUCGUCAAGGUCACAGACGAGGCAUCGCUACGCAGCGGUGAGACGAUCAGAAAAUUCGAGGUGCCUUGGCCCAAGGGCGGACAGCGCCGUCGUCCCUUCCAAGCCACCCACGCCGAUGGACGCACCGUCGAGGAAGAGACGUGGGUGCCUUGGGUCCCCGAGGACCCCGUGCUGCUACCCGCCCGCAAGCCGCGCUCGACGCCGGCCGGUGAAGCCCAGGCCGCCGCCCAGUACGCCGAGUGGGAGGCGCAUGUCGCCCAGAAGCGCGCGCUUGCGGAGAGCGCUACUGUGGCCACGCCACCUGGUGCCCACGCCUAUGCCGGCUUUGUGGUGCGCGAGACGGUACGCCCGCCGCCGAUCGCGCAGGCGCCGAAGCCCAGCGAGAUGGUCCAUAUGGAGCGCCGGCGCCUCGCCGAGUUUGUCCAGGCCAACGAAACGCAGGCGCAUCUGGAGCAGGGCGGUGCCAUCUUUGCGGCUAGUGACUACCUGGAUGUCGCACCGCUCGUGGGCCCCGCAGCGGGCGGCGAGUGGGGUGCGCUCGACGAAGCAAGUGCCGGCGCCCAGCGUGAUGAGACGGGCCGCCUCGUUGCGCGUCCUGGCCAGUCGGAUGUCCAUGCAAUGCCCAUUGAGCUGCUGAUGGGCCGCGACCUCGCGAAUGAGCGCGGUCUCAAGUGGCGCAUGCGCCGCUGGAAGACAGCACGCGCGGCGGAGGCAGUAGCCCUUGCAGAAAAGGAGCAGGAGAGCAAGGACCUGCUCCAAGAACUCAAGGCACUUCGUGUGUAG